Molecule: messenger RNA, 905 nt
Organism: Ricinus communis (castor bean)
Lineage: Eukaryota; Viridiplantae; Streptophyta; Magnoliopsida; Malpighiales; Euphorbiaceae
Product: putative F-box protein At2g02030
Exons: 2
Coding region: 395-829 (144 amino acids)
Molecular function (GO): protein binding
Source: RefSeq, a predicted model, not a curated record
UUGCUUGACUGACUUCAAAAGAUCAUUGAAUUUUGUCUGGAAUCCUAUUCUUAGAAAGUUUAUUCAAUUCCAAGAUCAAGAAUCUUCUCGGGGUCAAAUUAACUUGACUCGCGACCUUGGGUUUGGAUAUGAUUGUAAAAGGAAAGACUAUAAAAUUGUUAGAAUUUCCAUUAUUAAAAAUAUUGAAAGUAUAUUCCCUGAGACAAAAGCUUCUGUGUAUGCAAUAAAAGAGAGAUUUUGGAGAGAUUUGAACUCUGAUGAUAUAUUGAAUCAUUGUUGUUUAAAGAAAGGGGCUGUAUUUUGUGAGAGAUUAGCCCUACUGCAUUGGAUUGCAUCUAGUGGUUGGAAGAAAUUCAUUAUUUGUUUUGAUUUGAUAAGAGAGAAUUUUGGUAAAAUGAGAUUGCCUGAGUGUUUAGAGGAGGUUUCAGUUUUAGUUGGGUAUCUUUUUCUUGGUGAGAUUUGCGGAUCGUUGGCAGUGAUUCACGCGAAACAAAAGGAAUAUAAAGUUUUUGAAGGGAUCGAUGUUUGGGUGGGGAAAGAUUGCGGUUGGAAUAAAGUGUAUGUUGUGGGUGAUGCUAUAACUGGUACGUUAGGUUCAUUGAUUGGUUUAAGUGGAAGUGGAAGUGGAUUGUUGUUGGCUAUAGGUUGCAAGGAAUCAGAUGAACGUGAAUUGGUUCAAUUUGACUUGAAGAGUAACAGGACCAAGAAGCUUGGAAUUACAAGUGCAAUGGGAGCCAUUUAUGCUGGAUCUUAUAUUGAUAGCUUACUGCUCUUCAAUGAUGAUAGUGGAGCAAUUUCUUUUCAAGAAAUUGAACCAAAGGAACUUUAAAAAGGAGAGACAUUGUUGUAAAUUUGUGCAGCGUAAAUGUUAUAGCCACAGAUAAAAGAGAAUUUGAAGACUGGAG